UGUGAGGCGGUCCCGCCGGACCAGCCCUGCUCCUUAGCGACCGGCAAGGAGCCGCUGGCUGUGAGCGGGGCCGGGCCAUGCUGUGUCGGGCACUGCUCCUUUCCCGUCUUCUUCUCUUCCUCCUCGGCUUUGGCCGGGCCUCGGGCGCAGAAUUUUCUCCUUAUUUACCAGCACCAAAGGAUGUGAGGGUUUAUUCCUAUAACUUUCAUAGCUCGCUGAGGUGGUCUCCUGUUGAAGUGGAUAGAGGCUUGGUGUUGUAUACAGUACAUUUUAAAACAGGGGCCUUUAACCAGUGGGAUGAGAUGAACUGCACACGUAUCACCCAAACCGAAUGCAGCUUCCCCUGGUCACUGAAGGAGCGGCGCUGGACUGUUGUGUUGCGUGUGAGGGCUGAGCUAGGGCAAGUGACUUCUGAGUGGGUAGAAACAGAUCCAUUUGUGGCAGAGAGAAACACUACUAUAGGGCCUCCUAAAGUGAAGAAUGUGAUUGAGAAUUCUGACUCCCUUCUUAUUAGUGUCACACCACCUUUUGGCUCUGAAGCAGUUGACUUUCUUCAGUAUCAUGUGUCCUACUGGGAGAAUGCAACAAGUACUACUGUGAAAGAGACAAAGACAAGCAAUACACUAUUCAAAAUUGGAGAUCUAAAGGAAUUGACACUUUAUUGUGUUAGCAUUCAAGCAGAAUUGAGGACACAUUCAGAUCACCGUUUACUUGGACUACAAAGUGUCCCAAGGUGUCACAGAACUACAAUCAGUGAGGCAACUAGAGCAGGAUAUAUUAUACUAAUAUUUGGAUUUGUGUUACUCUCUGUAUCAGUUGGUUUGUUUCUUCUGUGGCGAUACCACAAAACAAUUAAAUACUGGACUCAGCCACCUUUAAAAAUCCCAUCACACUUUGAAGAGUAUUUGAAGGACCCGAGCAUGCCUGUUUUAGAAGUGUGGGACAACUGUGCUGAGGAUGAUCCCCGUGAUUCCUUAUCUGUUGUGUUUUUUGGAGAAGGAAACCAGACCUUGGGCAGCAAUUUGGAUGGUCAAGCUCAUUUACACAGCAUUGCCCAUGACAGUGAAGUAACCUAAGUGGUGGCCCAGUGAGAGUGCCUGCACCAAGUCUUUGAAGGGGCUCAUGGCCAUGAACAGUGCUGAGUGGCUGCUGGCAGCACAGACAAGCUCUGUACAAAAAAAUGUAGCUACUGAGAAAUGCUGAGUGAGAUGCUACUUCCUGGGAAUGAUGUGGACCCUGAGCCUUAGUUGAUGUGGCUUCUGCUGGGUUCUGCAACAGACUGAAAGCCAAAAUGUGAAAGAGAAAUGAACACUAAGUUCUCUAAAGAAAGACAGAUGCUAGCUUCUUCCCUACAGCUAAAAAUGGCAGUCUAAAGAGAAAAACCAGCAUCACAAACCUGUGCAAAGAACUGCUCUAAGAAAGGCCUCCUAAUGCACAUUUAUGAGAAGCAUUAAUUUUCUGCUCCUGCAGUGAGACAAUUGUUCUUCACAGCAAACCACAUUUUACAUAAUUUUGCUCAGGGUUUAUACAACGUGCAUCAGUAAUUAUCAGACACUAAAAAUCUCUUGUUGACUAUCAGAUUAGUCCUGCCCAAAUGCCAAGCAUUGUGAGUCUUUUAAAGUAGAAGCAGGAGACAAGUCACAACAUCACAAUUUGUGGGGUCUGGACAGUAUCUAAUAAAGCACAAGUGAACCAC
Messenger RNA from Indicator indicator, 1696 nucleotides. RefSeq names its product interferon gamma receptor 2 (gene IFNGR2). The transcript has 7 exons. The record is from RefSeq and is a predicted model, not a curated record. Bases 78 to 1076 code for a protein of 332 amino acids. Lineage: Eukaryota; Metazoa; Chordata; Aves; Piciformes; Indicatoridae. Gene Ontology annotation, molecular function: protein binding.